AUGUCGCACCAACAGAAUUCCCUGCAGCACGCCGCUGUACCUGUCGAUCCGUCCCCACAAAAUCUACGUUCUCCGCUUUCGGGGCCCCGCAAACAUUCUGACAAGCCCACUAGGCACAAUACGUUUCACACGAUGUCCGCUUCAUCACCGAACGUCAAGUCGUCGACCAUUCGCUCGCACACUUUCGAUUUUCCGAGCAUCCACAACCGCACAAAUCCACCGCAACUGUCACCCGUGGCCGGUCCUAGUCCGCUUCGCCAAUUCAGUGCCUCUCAACCAACGAAUUCGCCACUUAGUGCAGUCUUUGUACAGGACUCAGGCUCACUGGAUCUGGGCCACGAUUUCUCGCCGGGGCCGUUACUGCACUCCGGUCCGUUUACGGCCUCGCCGACCCACAUGGCACGCGCACCGCACAGAACGGCGCCUGAGUCGCGCAAAUCGUCAGGGAACAGCACGGAUCGUGACGCAGGCGCCCAUCUUGAUCUCAAGCGGCUACUCAGCAAGCCUCUCAUUCACCAUCCGUCGGCCUCUUCAGCUAUUUCCCUUCCAUCAGACUCGGAGGUCUCGGUGUCGUCGCGCAGUCACCCGACAUAUUCUUCUCAGCCGUCCUCAAGCUCUCGAGGGGAGUCGCAUGAUAGGCCGAUGCUGCAUGUUGCAUCGCCUAGCUUGAACGUUAGCUCUAAGAAUACAUUCUCCUCUUCCCCCAGUCAUCGUACCGCCCAAGACACUCAGACUCGUCAGCGCAACGUGCUCAGGCGACCGGGUCGUCCCGCGACUGCAGACGAUGCAGGCGCAGGGUCUGGUCACGUCCGCCGUAUGCGUUCUGUUGACGCAUUACAGGUAAACGCAUCACAACCUCCACCAAGUCCAAGUUCACUCAGUGUUGCUACUGGUCGAAAGGGGGAUCUGGCGACGCGCACGAGCCUCACGCCCGCUGGGCAAGUAGCACUGGCCUACAAACAACAGGAGCUGCGUCGGGAGGAGCUGGCUGAAUUGUCAGGCUGGACUGAGCGGCCUCGACAGGGCACACCCGUGCCAUCUAGUGGCCGUCGUGGCGCUGACGUUGAUUCGAUGCCUUCUCCCGCGGAAGACGAAGAGGAGACUACAGGUCCCUACUACACGGUCUUUGGGAGCAGUUCGGGGCAUGUAGUUGCUGCGGGGAGUGCACAGGACUACACUCAGUUGGAUAACUAUUUCAUGAAUGAGGAACAGCCCAGAAAGCCUCGCAGAAGUUUGUCGCGGAAGAUGUCGGGUAGGUUUAGGAAAGUAUCCGACGCCGUUAAGAAGGAAAAGGAUAUUUCUCCAGUGACGAAAGACGAUAAUUGGCGGCCCUAUGAUGGGCGAUUAUCAUCGAUUCCUACUCCCCGCAUGUCGUUGGACGAACGAUUAGAAGUGUCCACCCAAACCUCCAACUCUGCUUCCACUGCAAGGGGCAGCACACACGAACGGGAGAGGUCGGUGGGUGUUAUGGAUGAGCGCAGUCCUCGCUUGGGCAAGGCUGGGAAGAGUAAAACUGCUGAUCGUGAUGAGGAGGCGCAAGUGGGUGGGAAACUCUGGAGGCUUGUCAAGCGAAUCAGCACUGGGGGGCUACGGGACAAAUACAAGCACAACCGCGAGUCAGCUCCCCCCGUGCCACCUCUGCCAGUGGAUCUUCAAAAGUUGGCGGGGUCGCGUACCACAUUUGAAAUGCAUGAGAUGGGUGGGCGCGAGGGCUUUGGGAGCAAUAAUGUGAGUCCCACGCAGUCGCAUCCCUCUGUGUCCGGAGCACGUCUCCCAACGGGAUCAUCACAGAAAAUAUCACCGCGACACACGACCACCUCACGACCUUCUACAGGCAAAGCGUCUUCAAGUCCGCCGACUCAUCGGCCUAGCACGACUACCAGAUCCUCGUCACCGCUCUCGUCGGACAUGGCUUCUUCUGGUUUCUUCCACCGUACUCAAUCCACGCGGUCUUCAUCUUCGUCUUAUGGGGAGGAGAUACCUCCCGUGCCCUCCCCACACAAAGCGGCCGUUGCACAGCACAUCAUGCCGCCUAGCGAGCUGUACCGACUGGAGUCGAAUCGCACAAAAGAGGAUAUCACAACGACCGCGCCCCGGAAGCCUCACAAGCCGAUGCGUUCGAUGUCCGAGCCGACUGACCACCGCCGCUCGCCCAGCUCUGCAGACGAGAGCCUGCCAUCCUUGCCCUGCCCGCCCCGGAGACCUGGACUGAGCCCGCGCGAGGCGGGCGCACACGAUAGACCCGCGUCGCCGCCUCUGCCAUCGUUCACCACGGCGGGCGCCGUGAACAAUUUCUCAGCGCCGUCGUUGCCUCUGCCGGAAUUUGGUGCCAUCCCAACGCGCCCCAGGCGGAGCUCGCGGCGUAAGCCCGCGAGCAUCGAGCUGCCCGCGCCGUCAGUGUCAUCCUCGCUAGCUACGCGCUCGCCGCUGACGCCGCGGACACCACGCGCGCAGACGAAGGCGCCGUCGGACGCACCGGCGCGCGCGUCGAUGAGCACGUUGAGCUAUAAUGCGGCAACACCGCUGUCGCCGUCGUCAACGUCAACGUCGCCCUCCUCGGCGUCGUCGUCGCAGCACCGGUCGCCGCUGACGUUCCGGGAGCUGGAGUCGCCGCGGCAGGCGUGGUCGGAGCAGGAGAAAGUGGACAAGUGGGAGGCGCUGCUGGAGCGCAGCGCGCGUGCGGGCGGGACCCUGCACAUCAGCGAGACGGGGCUGCUGUCGGAGAGCAUGUCGCUGUCAGAUCUGCCGGAGAGUUGA
Messenger RNA from Fibroporia radiculosa, 2757 nucleotides. RefSeq lists its product as uncharacterized. Lineage: Eukaryota; Fungi; Basidiomycota; Agaricomycetes; Polyporales; Fibroporiaceae. Bases 1 to 2757 code for a protein of 918 amino acids. The transcript has a single exon. The record is from RefSeq and is a predicted model, not a curated record.